AUGUGUAUUGUUUGUGUGUGGGCAGGAAACUCGGCGGUGCAAGCGAUAAGGCUCCUGAUAAGUAAAGGAGUACCUGAAUCCAACAUCAUAUUUCUCAAUCUCAUAUCUGCACCGCAAGGAGUAAAUGUGGUGUGCAAAAGGUUUCCGAGGAUAAAGAUUGUGACAUCUGAGAUAGAGAUGGGUUUAAACGACAAGUUCAGAGUUGUACCUGGCAUGGGCGAGUUUGGAGACCGCUAUUUUGGCACUGAUGACGAGUGA
Molecule: messenger RNA, 258 nt
Organism: Eruca vesicaria subsp. sativa (arugula)
Lineage: Eukaryota; Viridiplantae; Streptophyta; Magnoliopsida; Brassicales; Brassicaceae
Source: the annotation of a GenBank genome assembly